AUGUUCGUGAUUAGCUCGAAGAAAUGAAUGGGGCGAGAGUUAGGUCUGAAGAAGUCGUGCUCGGAGUGCUGGUUUUUCCGUCGGAGGAGGUGAAUCUCGGAAGUCCUUCGGCCUCGAGAUUGGAUCAGUUAUGGAUGGCGGGGCGGGAGGCAAUGCAGGUGGUGGAGGGUUGUCGACUGCCAAAACUCCUGCCGAUUUUCUCAAGUCCAUCAGAGGACGCCCUGUCGUUGUGAAGCUUAAUUCAGGAGUCGACUACAGAGGAAUCUUGGCCUGUCUAGAUGGAUAUAUGAACAUCGCAAUGGAGCAGACAGAGGAGUACGUGAAUGGACAACUGAAGAACAAGUAUGGCGAUGCGUUCAUUCGCGGAAAUAAUGUACUAUACAUCAGCACGACGAAGAGGACUCUCGGAGAUCAGUGAGAAAGCUGCAGAUGUCAGCACUCGUAUACAGAGGAAGGCAAAUGAUGGGAGAGAGAGCUUCUUAUGGAACCCAGGUUGGGGUCGCAUGCGACCUUUGUUAUAUUUUACUGUUUCAUAACACCUUUCUUAUUUCGGGUCGGUGCAUCGCAUCGCCCUGAGUUGUGAGUAUCUUUGUUUAAAUGAGUAGAUUUUCAGAAUUCAAUGGACCCGGCCGUCAUUUUCGAGAAGUUCUAUAGAAGUUUAUCAAGGAUUAUGCGGAGCUAUUUUCUUUACAGAGGCUUUCAAGUCCUCCGGGUCUAGGAAACGUGGGUGGUCUGCGAAGCCAGACCUCCCGGAGUUAUUUCAUUACGAGGUCUUCAUAGGAUACCGGAUCAAGGUAUUCGAGGAAGAAACACUCAAGAAGUUUGCUUCCCUGGGUGAAUCAACGUAGGAGUAAACGCCAACUUGCGCCCUUCAUACACAUUAUAUAAUUUCUCAAGCAGGAAACAGGUCAAAGAGCCACCCAUUCUGACUGUAAGUGACUAUUAGGCUCAGUUCGGCAGUGGUUGUACAAUCUGUUUCGUAACAGUGAUACUUUUAGGUCACAAAGUGUGUCUGCGGGCACCAGGUUAGGAUGCAGUGAAUUGUGAUCAUUGAAAGCUCUUCAAGACCGAAGCCCAGCUUAUUCCCGUGUCCUAUCUCGAAUGCAAGCAAGAAGUCGUCUGCUAACACGGGGAUGUUUAAUGAUUUAAACUAAUCUCGUUCGUUAGAAUCUAUGGGUUUUUGAGCUAAAAGUCUGCAUCAUUUAGGUUUAUUUUAACCCGGAUACGGGUAUAAGACUCUUGGUUCAUUCUAGUUGCCGACCUACAAGAUAGGUAUGCAACUAGUGUAAGUUUUGUCAUCACUUUCCUAUGAUUACACAGAGAGAUAUGGAGACGCGGAAAUCCAAACUUCUCAGUUGUGACAGCUUCGAGGCCUGAACCAUUAAUGACGGGGUAUAGCUUUUGGAACGCAUGCCUGCUAGAAUAAUGUACGGCGUGUUCCAGUACCACCUGGGUUUGAAGAGACGAAGAUGUCAACAAGGGUUGUCCAGUGUAGAACAUCAUGGAUGUUGUGGGGUUUCCUGGAACGCAUACUCGAGUCGUAAUCUUUAGUGUGAUUGUGAUUGGGAUCAAAUGCUUGCUGGUGAUGAUGGAACAUAUACUUUUCACAUUUUCUCCCAGCUUAGCAGCUUGUAUUAUCCAAUUGUGGUAUGAUGUGCUCUACGAAACUGAUUAGAAGAAAAGUAAGUUUAUUAA
This is a messenger RNA of Marchantia polymorpha subsp. ruderalis, 1695 nucleotides long. NCBI's taxonomy places the organism in Eukaryota, Viridiplantae, Streptophyta, Marchantiopsida, Marchantiales, Marchantiaceae. The record is from the annotation of a GenBank genome assembly.